This is a messenger RNA of Sardina pilchardus (European sardine), 2008 nucleotides long. RefSeq names its product cAMP-dependent protein kinase type II-beta regulatory subunit-like. The transcript is spliced from 12 exons. NCBI's taxonomy places the organism in Eukaryota, Metazoa, Chordata, Actinopteri, Clupeiformes, Clupeidae. Gene Ontology annotation, biological process: negative regulation of cAMP-dependent protein kinase activity. The record is from RefSeq and is a predicted model, not a curated record. Gene Ontology annotation, cellular component: cAMP-dependent protein kinase complex. Gene Ontology annotation, molecular function: cAMP-dependent protein kinase inhibitor activity; protein kinase A catalytic subunit binding; cAMP binding. Bases 41 to 1240 code for a protein of 399 amino acids.
UGAACUGAACUAGAACUAGCAGACGUUAACGUUAGCUGGGAUGAGUAACGUUCUUCUAAUCCCAGAGGGGCUCAAGGAGAUAUUGCAGGGUUUCACUAUUGAAGUGAUCCGAAAUCAGCCACGGGAUAUAUGCGACUUUGCCCUGCAGUACUUUGCAGAGCUUAAGAACAAAGAAAGUAACGUGAAGGGGCCAAAGGUGAAGUUCAACUACCAAGCUAUGCAGAACGGCUCUGAGGAUGAGGAUGAGGAGUUUGUUGCUCCAGUCAUCAACAGGUUUGCAAGACGAGUGUCAGUGUCUGCUGAGUCAUACGACCCUGACAAUGAAGAAGAGAACAGGGAGCCAAUGGUCAUUCAUCCAAAAACUGAUGAACAGAGGCAUAGACUGCUAGAGGCCUGCAAAGACAUUGUUCUUUUUAAAAGUUUGGAGCAGGAUGAGCUUUCUAGGGUCCUGGAUGCCAUGUUUGAAAGACCUGUGGCUGCAGGGGAGCACAUUAUUGAGCAGCAUGAAGAUGGGGAUAAUUUCUAUGUGAUUCAAAGUGGGGUUUAUGAUGCCCAUGUGAUGGAUAACGGGAUAUCACGCCUGGUUGGCACCUACGACAAUCACGGGAGCUUCGGGGAGCUUGCGCUGAUGUACAACACGCCGCGUGCCACCACCAUUACUGCCAGAACUCUUGGAGCCCUGUGGUGCUUGGACAGGCAAACCUUCAGGCGGAUCAUUGUGAAAAACAAUGCUAAGAAGAGGAAGAUGUACGAUGAUUUCAUUCAGACAGUCCCUGUGCUGUCAUCCUUGGAGACAUAUGAGCGAAUGAAAGUGGUGGAUGUGCUUGUCCCACGACAGUACACAGAUGGGCAGAAGAUCAUUGCUGAAGGUGAGAGUGCAGACGACUUCUACAUAGUUGAGUCUGGACAGGUCAGGAUCACAAUCAGGAGACCGUCACAGCAAGGGGGUGAGACGGACGAGGUGGAGAUAGCCACAUGUACGCGAGGGCAGUACUUUGGAGAGCUGGCUCUGGUCACCAACAAACCCCGAGCGGCCUCAGCAUUCGCCGUAGGGAACGUCAAGUGUUUAGUGAUGGAUGUGAUGGCCUUUGAGAGGCUGCUGGGUCCGUGCAUGGAGAUCAUGAAGAGGAACAUCAGUAACUACGAGGCCCAGCUAGCCAGCCUUCUGGAGAGCAGUGUCAGUGUCACCAACACCUCCUCCGACAUCGCCGUCACUGCGGAACCUGGAAGUGAAAAUUGAAGCAGGAGCAGAGGCCAAGUGCUUGAGAUCGCUGUGACCUUUAGUCUUGUCGAAAAAGCAGAAGCCUCUGACAUCCAUCAGAAGACUGUUGGCCUCUUUCCUGUUCUGGAUGAAUGAUUUUAGAAUAGGCAAGGAUUUCUUUGCGGUUUGAAUACUAUUUGAGACUAGUUGUUAACAAAUACUUAAAAACAUCUCUGGAUGCAGCUGCAUGAGCAGUGUUGCGUCUUAAAUGAUAAACCUGCUCAGUGUGCCUUCGUUUACUUUAGCAAUAUUAUUCAAGUGAAUGAUAAGAAGAGUAGCUGAUUUUCAUCUCAUUAAGCUUGUUGUGCAUGUUUAUUAUCAGUCAGAAUGGAACAUCUUUUUUAAAAUGCUUGACUUUACUGCAUAUGUUAAUGUUAUUUAACAGGUUGUUUAUUGUUUAUUUGUUUUAUUUCCUUCAUAUAAUUCGGAGGGCAUGUUUUAUAGUGUAAAUGUCAUAUAAAAACAAUGCUGAAUCGACCACUUCAGAUUUGAGAUGAAUAUAUACACAUGUUAAAAGCACAGAGCUUAAUGCAAUAAGAUAACACUAGGAUACAUAAUAACUAAGCAAUAGUUUUACUAUUUAUUCUCAGUGACUUUAGAAUUCAUCAACUGUUUUAGAGGUGUGAACUGGCUUACAGAAUAAUUUACAGAAGGUAUAAUGUGCUAUUGCACAAAUGUUCCUCAGAUACUUAAAGUAUUGUAUAAUACUGUCUGUAUAUUUCCUCAAUAAUAACAUUUUGGUUCAAA